This is a messenger RNA of Podarcis raffonei (Aeolian wall lizard), 1010 nucleotides long. Its product is annotated as phospholipase A2 inhibitor 25 kDa subunit-like. Bases 58 to 711 code for a protein of 217 amino acids. The record is from RefSeq and is a predicted model, not a curated record. The transcript is spliced from 6 exons. Gene Ontology annotation, cellular component: extracellular region. Lineage: Eukaryota; Metazoa; Chordata; Lepidosauria; Squamata; Lacertidae. Gene Ontology annotation, molecular function: phospholipase inhibitor activity.
GUGAAAUUUGGUAACCAGGAGAGGACAUAACCACCUGGUCUGCAGUCCUUGUGUGCCAUGCCGGUUCCCUUGGGACUUCUUCUCUUCUCUGCCCUUCUAACCCCAGGUGACUCACUGGAGUGUGAAACCUGCAUAGCGCUAAGCGACAGCUGCAGUGGCAAGCUGAUGAAUUGCAGUGCCAAUGAAGACACCUGUGCUGUCUCUCUUACUGAAAGCAAAGUAGAUCAGAUAUCAACUCAAAAUAUAGUGAAAGGCUGUUCAUCUACUAGGGCCUGCGGACAGGGACCAUAUUCCAUAAAUUUGGGCAAAAUGUUUACUUCCAGAGGAAUGGCUGUCUGCUGCAAGGGUGCUAACUGCUCAUCCAUUUCUGUUCCAUUGCCUCCAGUAAACAACACAGUCAAUGGGAAAAAAUGCCCAGCCUGCUAUUCUAUGUUAAGCCCAUGCUCUUCUUCAGAUGUGGCAGAAUGUACAGGAGCUGAGGACCAAUGUCUGGAUCUUAGCGUCAAAAGUGGAACGAUUAAAAUCACUAUGAAAGGUUGCACUACCAAGAGUUACUGCGAUGCUUUAUCACAAAAUGUUAAGAAUACAUUCAAGGAAGCUGCAUCUGGAAUGAUAGAUGGCAAAUGUACAGAAGCCAAUAAGGCACCUCCAUCAUCGAGAUUUCCCCUUCUGGCCUUGUCAUGGCUUCUGCUGGUGAAGAUCCUCUUGUAAUAAACCCUUUUCCAUGACUUGGCACGGAGGACGACUUUCCUUUCCAUGUCCUACUCUAGUUUCAAUUUGUUUUUUCAGAGGGGUUUGUAUCCAUAGAUAUCUUACAGACUCACAAAGAGUCAGUUCGUUUUUUAAAGAAAUGAGAAUGAAAUAGUGAUGGUCAAGACCAAGGGCAAAUGGUUCUGGAACAAAGGCCACAUUCCAACCAUGCAAAUGUCAGGAGUUUCUACACAUAGAGACACACCCUCUUCAUUCUCCAAUGAUGGAAACGAGUGUUGGAUCGAUCCAUCAACUUCUGA